UGAUGCCCUGCCUGCCUAGAGAGGGCAUCUUUGCAGUUGAUGUAAUGCUGAAGAAGGGCAGUGCCCAGACGACAGAGGGAGCGAUCUGGCAGUGGAGGGAUGAUCGUGGACUUUGGCAUCCUUACAACCGCAUUGACAGCCGCAUUAUUGAGACAGCACACCAGAACGGGGAGGAUGAGAUCAGCUUGUCAACCCUGGGCCGUGUGUACACAAUUGACUUUAACUCUAUGCAGCAGAUUAAUGAAGACACAGGAACAGCACGUGGUAUCCAGAGGAAACCCAAUCCUCUUGCCAACCCUGGUACAGGGAGUCACCAGGAGGUUCGUCGAGAGGAUGCACGAGCACAGUUGAUGAAGGAGGACCCAGAGCUGGCAAAGUGCUUUAUCAAAACUCUGUUUGGGGUCUUGUAUGAGGUGUACAGUUCAUCGGCUGGCCCUGCUGUCAGACACAAGUGCCUUAGAGCCAUCCUCAGGAUCAUCUACUUUGCUGAUGCAGAGCUGCUGAAGGAUGUGCUGAGGAACCAUGCUGUGUCCAGUCACAUUGCCUCCAUGCUGUCCAGCCAGGACCUGAAGAUUGUAGUGGGUUCUCUUCAGAUGGCUGAGAUCCUCAUGCAGAAGCUGCCUGAUGUCUUCAGUGUCUAUUUCAGAAGAGAAGGUGUGAUGCACCAGGUGAAGAACUUGUCAGAAUCUGAGAGCUUUUUAGUCACUAGUCCCCCAAAGGCUUGCCCUAGUGGUACUGCUAGUUUGUGCACGACCACCAUCAGCACUGCAUCCACCACAUCGGCUAAUAAUGCAACUCCUGAUCUGGGCUCACCCAGCUUCCAGCACAGCAUGGACGACUCACUGGACCUCAGCCCACAGGGGCGGUUAAGUGAUGUCCUAAAGAGAAAACGGCUUCCUAAAAGAGGGCCAAGGAGGCCCAAAUACUCUCCCCCAAGAGAUGAUGAUAAAGUAGACAAUCAGGCCAAGAGCCCUACCAGUACUCAGUCACCAAAAUCAUCCUUCUUGGCCAGUCUUAAUCCCAAGACGUGGGGCAAGCUGGGUGCCCAGACCAACAAUUCCAACUCUGAGCCCUCACGCACAGCGGGAGUGAGUGGCCUGGCAAGGGCACCUCCCAAGGACUCGAUGUCAAAUAACAGAGACAAAAUAAAAGCCUGGAUCAAAGAACAGGCAAGUAAGUUUGUGGAGCGCUACUUCAACUCUGAAAAUGUGGAUGGCAGCAACCCUGCACUGAAUGUACUCCAGAGACUUUGCACAGCCACCGAGCAGCUCAACCUGCAGGUUGACGGUGGUUUGGAGUGCCUGGUGGAGAUCUCCACUAUUGUAUCAGAAUCUGAUGUGUCGUCUUUUGAGAUCCAGCACAGUGGGCUGGUGAAGCAGCUCCUGGUCUACCUGACCUCCAACACCGACAGGGACUUGCUUAGCCGUGACGUGCGGCUCAAGAGGUUCCUCCAUGUGUUUGCUAGCUGUCCGGUUCAUGGGAUGGAGUCUGUUGGUCGUCUGGACCCAACAGAGAAUGGCCCAUACCUGGCAAUGGUGCACAAAAUGAACAGCUGCCUGAGCCAAAUGGAGCAGUUCCCUGUCAAAGUGCAUGAUUUCCCCAGUGGCAACGGCAAUGGCAGCAGGGGCUCUCAGGCACUGAAGUUCUUCAACACACAUCAGCUCAAGUGUCAGCUGCAGAGACACCCAGAUUGCACUAACGUCAAACAGUGGAAAGGCGGCCCUGUGAAGAUAGACCCCCUGGCCCUGGUGCAAGCCAUUGAGCGAUAUCUUGUUGUCAGAGGUUACGGCCGAAUCAGAGAAGAGGAUGAAGACAGCGAUGACGAUGGUUCAGAUGAUGAAAUCGAUGAAUCGCUGGCGGCACAGUUCCUGAACUCUGGGAGUGUGCGUCACAGACUACAAUUCUACAUCGGUGACCACCUGUUACCCUACAACAUGACUGUAUACCAGGCUGUGCGGCAGUACAGUCUUCAAGCAGAGGAAGAAAGGGAGUCGACGGAUGAUGAGGCGAACCCACUUGGGCGAGCUGGCAUCUGGACCAAAACGCACACAAUAUGGUAUAAGCCUGUGAGAGAGGAUGAGGAUGGCACUAAAGACGCUGUGGGUGGAAAGAGGGGUCGAGCCCAGACUGCUCCCACCAAAACCUCCCCUCGCAACGCCAAGAAGCAGGACGAGCUGUGGCAUGAUGGUGUGUGUCCCAGUGUCGUCAAUCCCUUAGAGACAUACCUCACUUCAGAGCCUCCAGAGACCAUCACCUUUGAUGACCCCUCUUUGGAGGUCAACCUGCUGCUGAGGGUCCUGCACUCCAUCAGUAGAUACUGGUUCUACUUGUUUGACAAUGCUGUGUGUAAGGAAAUCAUCCCUACCAGUGAGUUCAUUAACAGUAAGCUGACAGCCAAAGCAAACCGUCAGCUCCAAGACCCACUGGUCAUCAUGACGGGGAACAUCCCCACUUGGCUUAUUGAGCUUGGAAAGACCUGUCCGUUCUUCUUCCCCUUUGACACCCGGCAGAUGUUAUUCUAUGUAACUGCCUUUGAUCGCGACAGAGCCAUGCAGCGCUUGCUGGACACAAACCCUGAGAUCAACCAAUCAGAUUCCCAGGACAGCAGAGUUGCACCACGUCUUGACAGGAAGAAGAGGACGAUAAACCGCGACGAGCUGCUAAAACAGGCCGAGUCUGUGAUGCAGGACCUCGGCAGCUCCAGGGCAAUGUUGGAGAUUCAGUACGAGAACGAGGUCGGCACAGGACUUGGCCCCACUCUGGAGUUCUACGCUCUGGUGUCUCAGGAGCUCCAGCGGGCUGAUCUCGGCCUGUGGAGGGGCGAAGAGGUCACACUGCCCAAUCCUAAAGGAAGCCAAGAGGGAACUAAGUACAUGUUCAGCUCCAAAGGGCUGUUUGCUGUUCCCUUCGGAAGGACAACCAAGCCAGCACACAUAGCCAAAAUCAAAAUGAAGUUCCGUUUCUUAGGAAAGCUCAUGGCCAAAGCCAUUAUGGACUUCAGAUUGUUGGACCUGCCCCUGGGGCUGCCAUUUUAUAAGUGGAUGCUACGGCACGAGGUGUCCAUAAGCUCCCACGACCUGGUGAACAUUGACCCCGCUGUGGCGAAGUCCAUCCAGCACUUGGAGGAUAUUAUUCGCCAGAAGAAGAGGUUGGAACAGGACCGAUCACAGACAAGGGAGACCCUACAGCAGGCCCUGGAGAGCCUGAACAUGAACGGCUGCUCAGUGGAGGACCUGAGUUUGGACUUCACCCUUCCAGGAUACCCCAACAUUGAGCUGAAAAAGGGCGGCAAAGACUUUCCAGUCACAAUCUACAACCUGGAGGAGUACCUGAGGCUGGUGGUGUACUGGACUCUAAAUGAAGGAGUGUCCAGACAAUUUGAGUCAUUUAGAGAAGGGUUUGAAUCAGUCUUCCCAUUGCAUCACCUGCAAUAUUUCUAUCCAGAGGAGCUCGACCAGUUGCUGUGUGGCAGUAAAUCAGAGACGUGGGACGUCAAGACGUUGAUGGAGUGCUGUCGACCGGACCACGGCUACACACAUGACAGCCGUGCCGUGCGGUUCCUGUUUGAGGUGCUGAGCAGCUUUGAGGCCGAGCAGCAGAGACUCUUCCUGCAGUUUGUCACAGGAAGCCCCAGACUGCCCGUUGGUGGUUUCCGGAGCCUGAAUCCCCCUCUGACAAUUGUGAGGAAGACGUUCGAGUCAACAGAGAACCCGGAUGACUUCCUCCCCUCAGUCAUGACCUGUGUCAACUACCUGAAGCUGCCUGACUACUCCAGCAUCGAGAUAAUGCGAGAGAAACUGUUGAUUGCAGCCCGCGAGGGUCAGCAGUCUUUCCACCUUUCCUGAUCUCUCCCCAUCACACGUUCAAAUGCCUUUUACAGCGACUGAUGAAAUCACGACUUCCUUCUUAGUUUUUUGUAACCACAUACAUCAAGGCUACAUGUACAGCCUUCUUGUUAGAGAAAGCAGCUUGCAGAAAAAUUAAGACUUUAAAUAUAUAUUUGCUGCCCCGGUCUCUCAAAAAAAAUAAAAAAAAUAAAACAACAAAUGGAAAAGUGUUCCGUGACUCACCGAACUUAAAAUAUAAAAAAAGAGAGAGAGUAAAACUUAUAUCAGUAGUUGAGUAAUGUUAAAAAAAAA
This is a messenger RNA of Cyclopterus lumpus (lumpfish), 4139 nucleotides long. It is a transcript of the gene trip12, whose product is annotated as thyroid hormone receptor interactor 12. The coding region runs from base 3 to 3845 and encodes 1280 amino acids. Gene Ontology annotation, biological process: protein polyubiquitination; proteasome-mediated ubiquitin-dependent protein catabolic process; regulation of double-strand break repair. Gene Ontology annotation, cellular component: nuclear speck. NCBI's taxonomy places the organism in Eukaryota, Metazoa, Chordata, Actinopteri, Perciformes, Cyclopteridae. The transcript has 26 exons. Gene Ontology annotation, molecular function: ubiquitin protein ligase activity; zinc ion binding. The record is from RefSeq and is a predicted model, not a curated record.